Molecule: messenger RNA, 3607 nt
Organism: Solea solea (common sole)
Lineage: Eukaryota; Metazoa; Chordata; Actinopteri; Pleuronectiformes; Soleidae
Gene: rimkla
Product: ribosomal modification protein rimK-like family member A
Exons: 5
Coding region: 1094-2299 (401 amino acids)
Biological process (GO): protein modification process
Cellular component (GO): cytoplasm
Molecular function (GO): ATP binding; ligase activity, forming carbon-nitrogen bonds; metal ion binding
Source: RefSeq, a predicted model, not a curated record
AUUUCGCUUCAUUAUCACGCGGAAGAAGUGUUUCCCCUUCACCGAGCCGGGGUUGUCCUCGGGUGACACAGUUUAAAAAACAAGGUAUUUGUAAAAUAAACUCCUCACGGUCUCUAGAAACACACGAGGGAAGACAACGCGAGGGAAAUGGUGGCGUCUUUGAUACGCGACGUCCUUUUUUCAUUUCCUGCCACUUCAGCAUGGAGACAACGCUGACGGUAUUCGCCAAACCUCCUUGCACCGUCUGGUCUGAACCGGUUCAUGAAGUGCGCGAUCUCGUGCGCACUGCAGACUGACUCCACGCAAAGUACUCCGCGCGCCCUCGCCAGUCUCCGCCCUCGCCUACGCCUUCCGCGUGCUGUUUGGACAAUGGGGACGUUCAUGAGUUGCGAUUGGUUCGCGCCCCUCCAAGCCUUUUUAUUGUGGGGCAGGUCCCGUUAACCGUCCACGGGCACGCGGAGAAAUGGAGUUGUAAACCAAUCGUGUGCACUUUUCAGCACCAACACCUCGUGGACAGCAGCCAAACGGAGACGGUGGUCGAUGAUGUGUGUUCGCUAAGUUUAUUGUCAUAAACUGAAGACGGACUGCUGCGGUCACUGGGAAACUUUACUGCGAGUUUCGAGUCCGCGAGAGGAGCACACAGCGGCGCAGCUCGCGCUUUGUCCGCCCCAGUGGGCACGCUGAGCCAAGAACUGCUCCUCGCUUGAUAGAGGCAAGUUUUUUUGUGGUCGAUAUCUUUUUUUGUGUGUGUGUGACUCGCCUGUGUCGAAUUGGCGCGGCCUGGCUUCGUCUAACAGCAGAGGAUUAGAUGGCUGCAAAGGAAGGCAAACAAAUGUGAUAAGGAGCAUUAGCUAUCCUCGCCGGCUCGGCCCAGACAACGGUUGAGUCGUGGUCGCGUUUCUAGCCACAUCGCAGCCUGCACGCACCGCUAGCCGCCGAGGUCUCCAUUGUGUGAGCAUCUCUUGUGCUAUCGCUGCAGCCGCCCGACCAGAGCCCCGGAUCCCGCGCUGCCAUCACGCACCGGCCCCCCCUUUUCCUCACAGCGACACCCGUUGUGUCUCUAGCCUUUCUGAAUCCACGCAGCCAAAACAAAAUGUGUUCUCGGGUUUGGUUCGUGACCGACCGGCGCAUCAGCCAGGAGUAUCCACAAGUUCAGAUCCUGCGGGCAUUGAAGGAGCGCUGCGCCGAGGAGGAUGUUGAAUUCCGCUCACUUCUCAUGGAUCAAAUUGUAUUGACGAUCACCGAGGGACAAUUGGGUCUGCGAGUGGAACAGGAAUUGGUGACAUCCUAUCCACAGGUGGUGGUGGUGCGGGUGCCCACUCCCUGGGUGCAGUCAGAUAGUGACAUCACUGUGCUUCGCCACUUGGAGAAAAUGGGCUGUCGACUGAUCAACCGACCCCAGGCUAUACUCAACUGUGUUAAUAAGUUCUGGACCUUUCAGGAAUUGGCUGGCCACGGGGUGCCUCUUCCCGACACUUUCUCCUACGGAGGGCACGACAACUUCCGUAAGAUGAUUGACGAGGCCGAGCCACUCGGCUACCCGGUUGUGGUGAAGAACGCACGUGGCCACAGAGGAAAGGCAGUGUUCCUAGCACGGGACAAACACCACCUGACAGACCUGUGCCACUUGAUCCGCCAUGACACGCCCUACCUGUUUCAGGAGUAUGUGAAGGAGUCGCACGGCCGCGACGUGCGGGUGGUCCUGGUGGGCGGCCGCGUCAUCGGCUCCAUGCUACGCUGCUCCACUGACGGUCGCAUGCAGAGCAACUGCUCCCUGGGUGGUGUGGGUAUGAUGUGUCCACUGAGUGAACAGGGAAAGCAGCUGGCCAUAGAGGUGUCUAAUAUCCUUGGCAUGGAUGUGUGUGGGAUUGACCUCCUGCAACUCAACGACGGCUCAUUUGUGGUCUGCGAGGCCAACGCCAACGUGGGCUUCAUCGCUUUCGACCAGGCCUGCGGCAUGGACGUGGCGGGCAUCGUCGCCGACUUUGCCCUGUCGAUGCUCCCCAGCCGCCUCACCCGCAAGAUGUCCUUGCUGUCUGUCGUGUCAAGCACCAGUGAGACCAGCAGUGAGCCUGAGGUGUGCGCGGUGCCGUCUGGCGGUGGCUCGCUGCCCGAGGCCGUCUGCAACAUGAGCGUGGGCUCUACUUCCAGUGAGAGUGACCCGGAGCUGGCCGAGCCCUCCCAGUCGUCGCCACGCCAGUCCACCGCGCCCACCUUGGCUGACCUGCCGGACCUCCCCGAUCCAGCCUACAACUUCAACACCCUCCUCGCCAACGAGAUCAAGUUAUUGACUGAGUGAGAUUCAAGCGGCUUCAUGCACACACUGACACCACACACACACACACACACAUCACAACACGCUUACCCACACGUAUGUAUGUAUGGCAACAUUCCUUAACACAUAUCAGUCCAAAAACGAUACAAACACAGGAUGUCAAAUGCAAAGCUAGAAACAGAGUGAAACCGAACAUACAACAGAAACACAAACAAACUAGAACACAAGCCUUUUCCUGCUUACUCCUUUCAACAAAAGCAAAGAUCUGAGGCUGCUCCCCUGACUCUCCUGCCUUUGCACCUCUACUCCCAAACUGCAAACCUCAAACCAUAGCUCACUCUGCAGCACGGUGGCGUGAUAAUAGUACACAACACGAGUGCUUACCGACUCUUCUAGUUUUGUGUUUUUGGAAAACAAUGAGGGUAAAGGUGUUUGAAUAUAAUGGGAAACAUUUCUUGUGUUGAUAUCCUCAAAAACAAAACAUUAUUUAACAGAGAACAGGGAAUUGCUGUUGAUAGAAACAAAGGGUUUUGUGGUGAGGCUGUUUGUCAGAGUUUGGCGGAUUAGAGGCGAAAUGAGAAGGUGGUUAGCUUAAGCACAUCCUUGUGCAAGGCAUAUCCUGUACCAGUCCCUCCAGGAAUUUGCAAUGUUGUGAUCACAGCAAUUAAUGCCAAUUCCACCAAUUACCGAGUCCCUUUUCUGCAGGUUUGUCCAAUCACCAUAGUUUUCUGCAAGGCAAAUCACUGUGACAGAGGUUGUUCAUCAUUUGUCAUUGGUCAGUCUUUUUCCAAAUGAUGUGUUUGGACCAAAAAGUGGGUUGAGCUGCAGACACUGUGUCAUCACAACUGGGGACUUUACUGUGCGCCUCUGCCUCCACCUCUUGGCAAAAAUCCAGCUUGACUGAGAACAGUAUUUUCUAAUGAGCGGGGAACUUAGUCAGUGAAAACAGUGAAACUGUGACUUUACGCUGCUACUGCUCACGGAGGGGGAGACAGACAGACAGACAGACAGAGUGCAGUUAAUAGAGCUACAUACAGAGCAGGAAUGAACUUAGUCCGGUGAAUCAGACACUUCACAUACUUUUCUGAUUGUUAGCAGUUGAAUUUUGAUGUAAAAAUAGACACAAAGUGAGACAGACUGCUGUGAGCGAGUGUCUCACACGCACAAAGGCUGCAAAUCUCAGACACAGCAGCUCAGUCAGGACUGUGAUGAUCCUAAUUCACGAUCAACAUCACCCAUGUCAACAUCAUUUUAACUAACUGUACUUCCAUUCUGACUUCGUAGGUCGCUUAGACAGCCUGUUGUUAGCCUUUAAUUUCACAUUAUGUGUGG